AUGUCCACUCCCAUACGCCUAAAUCAGCCUAAAAACCAUAGCAUACGCCUUCUCCAACUACUACCUGGCGACCCAGAAUCACAACUCGAAUGUCACCUCAUCGACGUGUUUCUUAAAACCUCACCGCCAUAUGAAGUGCUAUCGUACACCAGCGACUCCCCCGCCACGGACUCAAUCCUCAUCGAUGACCAACCCACACCAAUCUCCCUCAAUCUCGCGCUCGCGCUCCGAAGUCUGAGGGUCGACAUCACGAAGCCUACCAUCAAGCGACAGAAAGACCCAGAAGCACACGUCAAAUGGGCGCAGCCCGUCGCAACCGUCGUCAAGAAGAAAACGCCACUAACGAAACGGUAUGGACCGCGAAUGCUGUGGGUGGAUACGCUUUGUCUCGACCCAACGAGUGAAACUCCUGCACCGGAACUUACUAAAGCUGUGCACGCAAAAGCUACGAGUGUAAUCGCGUGGCUGGGCGCGGGCGAUGUCUCGGCAGCUAUUGCAGCGAUGGAUUUCGUGCACUUUCGAUUCCUGCCUGAUGUCAAGGAGUUGGAGCAGGCGAUGCAGGACCAGGGGCGUGAGGAUGUUUGGGCGGCGCUACGUCGUGUCUUUGAGAGUCCGUGGUGGGCGCAAGGAGGGUUCAUGAAGGAAUUAGCGAAGGGGAAGGCGGUGGUUAUGCGGUUUGGGGAGAGGGAGGUCGAUAGGAAGAAAAUCCUGAAAUUCGCGACGUGGUACGGGAAACAAGACGAGGGAGGUGAAGGGUGUGGGGAGGAGGGAUUUGGGGAGAUCGUCAAGAGUUAUAGAGAGCAUCAGGAAGCGGGAUGA
Messenger RNA from Dothidotthia symphoricarpi CBS 119687, 819 nucleotides. RefSeq lists its product as uncharacterized. The transcript has a single exon. The coding region runs from base 1 to 819 and encodes 272 amino acids. NCBI's taxonomy places the organism in Eukaryota, Fungi, Ascomycota, Dothideomycetes, Pleosporales, Dothidotthiaceae. The record is from RefSeq and is a predicted model, not a curated record.